CAACUAUACCACCCCCAUUUCUUCGUUAUCCAAUAAUGGGCUUCAUUUUCACCGUUCAUACCCUCGCCUGGCUCUUGGGCCUGGCUCAUUGGAAAUUCUUCGAGUUCUUGCGUGUUGUCAUGAUCAAGCCUACGUGGCUUCCGUGGAUGAUAUCCUCACGACACGGAUACUCCAGUCCUCAACUAUUUAUCUAUUCGAAAACGGAUCAUACCGUACCGUUCAAAGACAUCCAGGAAUUCACAGAAAAUUCAGAGGCCCGCGGAAAUCAGAUUCAACGGCUCAUCUUCGAGGAUUCAGAUCACGUAUCCCAUAUGCGCAAGCACCCAGAGACAUACUGGAAUGCAAUCAAACAGUGCUGGAUCACAUCGGCCAACUCUGCAAGAGCAGCAGCUCAAUCAAGCACUUGAUACGACUCAAAAUCAACGUAAUAAUGUUAGAAUGCAAAUCAUACAUUUAUUUGGGCGCAUAG
Messenger RNA from Acaulospora colombiana, 469 nucleotides. NCBI's taxonomy places the organism in Eukaryota, Fungi, Glomeromycota, Glomeromycetes, Diversisporales, Acaulosporaceae. The record is from the annotation of a GenBank genome assembly.